This is a messenger RNA of Frankliniella occidentalis (western flower thrips), 1449 nucleotides long. RefSeq names its product adenylyltransferase and sulfurtransferase MOCS3 (gene Uba4). Gene Ontology annotation, molecular function: thiosulfate-cyanide sulfurtransferase activity; adenylyltransferase activity; URM1 activating enzyme activity. Lineage: Eukaryota; Metazoa; Arthropoda; Insecta; Thysanoptera; Thripidae. The transcript has 7 exons. Gene Ontology annotation, cellular component: cytosol; cytoplasm. Bases 81 to 1415 code for a protein of 444 amino acids. The record is from RefSeq and is a predicted model, not a curated record. Gene Ontology annotation, biological process: protein urmylation; tRNA wobble position uridine thiolation.
AAAGUGCGGAGUGCAGCGCGAUUACUUUUCUCGUGUUUACUUCUGAAAAGUUCGUAUAUUUUUACUUGAGUAUUUAAAGCAUGUCAUUAGAAUCCAAGAGUAUUUUCCAGAUGGAGAAGGAAAUCGCCGAUUUGAGAGAAUUAUUGCGAAGCAAGGAACAAGAAUUAAGAGUUUUGAAAGAAUGUGAAGGAAGUAAAACACACCUGUCUGUUGAAAAAUUGUCAAAGGAUGAUAUUGAGAGGUUUAGUAGACAAAUUAUUAUUCCUUCGAUUGGAGUGAAAGGUCAGCAGCUAAUGAAAGGAGCCAGUGUUCUCAUUGUGGGAGCUGGAGGUUUAGGCUGCCCUGCAGCUCAAUACCUCACAGGAUCUGGCAUUGGGCACAUUGGCUUAGUCGAUUAUGAUGAAGUUGAUCGCAGCAAUUUACACCGCCAGCUUCUACAUUCUCAAGAAAAUAUUGGUGUGUCUAAAGUUUCAUCCGCUGCUGAAGCUCUAAGAAGAUUGAAUAGCAAUGUAAGGAUUUCGGAACACAGCUUACAACUUGACAGCUCUAAUGCUCUCAAUAUUGUUCAGCAAUAUGAUGUAGUUAUAGAUGCGACAGAUAAUGUGGCCACUCGUUACCUCCUGAAUGAUGCUUGUGUUAUUUCUGGAAAACCUCUAGUUUCUGGUUCUGCGCUCAGAUUAGAGGGACAGCUUACUGUGUACAAUCAUCAUCAGGGUCCUUGUUACCGUUGUAUAUUUCCAAAGCCACCUCCUCCUGAAACUGUUACAAACUGUGGCGAUGGUGGAGUUCUGGGUGCAGUCCCAGGUGUUAUAGGAGUUCUCCAGGCUUUGGAGGCAAUUAAGAUAGUUCUAGGGUGGACUGGAGUUCUCUCAGGACAGCUGCUGUUAUUCAGUGGCGAACAAAGCACCUUCCGUAAUAUACGUUUGCGAGCUAAAAAUCCAAGUUGUGAUGUAUGUGGAGAUCACCCUUUAAUCACUAAACUCAUUGAUUAUGAACAAUUUUGUGGGGCCAAAGCUACUGAUAAAGAAUCUGGCUUAAGUCUUCUGAAGCAAGAACAGCGUGUGAGUCCUGAGACAUUGCACAGAUCAUUCAUUUGCAAAAAUGAAGGAAUUGUCAUUGAUGUACGUGACUCAGAGGAGUUCAACAUGUGUGCCCUGCCCAAUUCAAUUAACAUUCCUCUCAAAAAACUAGAAGAAGUAACAACAAUUCAAAAAAUUAAAGAAAUUUUGGAUUCUAGAAAGAAAAAUGAAGAAAAUUUCCCAGUAUAUGUGCUGUGCAGAAGAGGAAACGAUUCUCAACGAGCUGUGCUUAAACUAGAGCAAAGUUUGGGAAAUGAAAAUGUUGCUGUUUGUGACCUCGAAGGUGGACUUCAUGCAUGGGCCAGAGCAAUCGACUCUUCAUUCCCAAUUUACUGAACGUUGGUAUCAUUAAAGAGUAACUAAUUUCGAA